Molecule: messenger RNA, 429 nt
Organism: Sparassis crispa
Lineage: Eukaryota; Fungi; Basidiomycota; Agaricomycetes; Polyporales; Sparassidaceae
Exons: 1
Coding region: 1-429 (142 amino acids)
Source: RefSeq, a predicted model, not a curated record
AUGCAGCCACAGUUCUCACCGUCUAUCGAACUUGCAGUACCUCCUCUCUCUGCGCAAGGCUUGCUUUUGUCCUCAUCUGACGAGCAUGUAGUACAUCAUCCUCCAAUCGAUUCUUCGGCUACGCUCCUCCCACCUUCUUUCAUACCUACACCCACUCCAGCGAAACCUACCACGAGCACGUCCAAACCCACAGCAACCCCUGCAUUCCUCCAGAAUUCCGCCGCGGUGCACGAAGAACUCUCCACACAGCUUGCACAGAUGGCGACACAGCUUAAGCGAAAUGCGCUGCACUUCUCCGGCUCACUCGAGGCAGACAAGGCCAUCAUAGUUGCCGCACAGGAGAAGAUCGAGCGCAACCACGAAGUUACAUUGAUCAGGGAGCGCGGGCAUUUGAGGGUCAUAGGAGGCAAGACUUUGAGUACAACGUAG